Messenger RNA from Jaculus jaculus (lesser Egyptian jerboa), 2421 nucleotides. RefSeq names its product MYC associated zinc finger protein (gene Maz). Gene Ontology annotation, molecular function: DNA-binding transcription activator activity, RNA polymerase II-specific; RNA polymerase II cis-regulatory region sequence-specific DNA binding. Lineage: Eukaryota; Metazoa; Chordata; Mammalia; Rodentia; Dipodidae. The transcript has 5 exons. Bases 53 to 1468 code for a protein of 471 amino acids. Gene Ontology annotation, biological process: regulation of transcription by RNA polymerase II. Gene Ontology annotation, cellular component: nucleus. The record is from RefSeq and is a predicted model, not a curated record.
CCCGCGCCCCCGGCCCCUGCUGAGCCCUGGGGGCCCCACUGUGGCCGAGGCCAUGUUCCCCGUGUUCCCUUGCACGCUGCUGGCCCCCCCCUUCCCCGUGCUGGGCCUGGACUCCCGGGGGGUGGGCGGCCUCAUGAACUCCUUCCCGCCACCUCAGGGUCACGCCCAGAACCCCCUGCAGGUCGGGGCUGAGCUCCAGUCCCGCUUCUUUGCCUCCCAGGGCUGCGCCCAGAGUCCAUUCCAGGCCGCGCCGGCGCCCCCACCCACGCCCCAGGCCCCGGCGGCCGAGCCCCUCCAGGUGGACUUGCUCCCGGUGCUCGCCGCCGCCCAGGAGUCGGCCGCGGCCGCUGCUGCCGCCGCCGCCGCCGCGGUGGUUACUGCACCCCCGGCCCCUGCCGCCGCCUCUACCGUGGACACAGCGGCCCUGAAGCAGCCCCCGGCGCCCCCUCCGCCACCCCCUCCCGUGUCGGCGCCCGCCGCCGAGGCCGCGCCCACCGCGGCCGCCACCAUCGCCGCCGCGGCCACUGCCGUCGUCGCCCCGACCUCGGUUGCCGUGGCCCCUGUUGCUUCGGCCUUGGAGAAGAAGACAAAGAGCAAGGGGCCCUACAUCUGCGCUCUGUGCGCCAAGGAGUUCAAGAACGGCUACAACCUCCGGAGGCACGAAGCCAUCCACACCGGAGCCAAGGCCGGCCGCGUUCCUUCGGGUGCUAUGAAGAUGCCCACCAUGGUGCCCCUGAGCCUCCUGAGUGUGCCCCAACUGAGCGGAGCCGGAGGGGGAGGGGGAGAAACGGGGGCUGGCGGCGGCACCGCCGCGGUGGCAACCGGUGGCGUUGUGACCACGACCGCUUCGGGAAAGCGCAUCCGGAAGAACCACGCCUGCGAGAUGUGUGGCAAGGCCUUCCGCGACGUGUACCACCUGAACCGACACAAGCUGUCGCACUCGGACGAGAAGCCCUACCAGUGCCCUGUGUGCCAGCAGCGCUUCAAGCGCAAGGACCGCAUGAGCUACCACGUGCGCUCACAUGACGGCGCUGUGCACAAGCCCUACAACUGCUCCCACUGUGGCAAGAGCUUCUCCCGGCCGGAUCACCUCAACAGUCACGUCAGACAAGUGCACUCUACAGAGCGGCCCUUCAAAUGUGAGAAAUGUGAGGCAGCUUUUGCUACGAAGGAUCGACUCCGGGCGCACACAGUACGACACGAGGAAAAGGUGCCAUGUCAUGUGUGUGGCAAGAUGCUGAGCUCGGCUUAUAUUUCGGACCACAUGAAAGUGCACAGCCAGGGCCCUCACCAUGUCUGUGAGCUCUGCAACAAAGGUACUGGUGAGGUUUGUCCGAUGGCGGCGGCAGCAGCAGCAGCGGCGGCGGCGGCGGUGGCAGUGGCAGCCCCUCCCACGGCUGUGGGUUCCCUCUCUGGGGCAGAGGGGGUACCAGUGAGCUCUCAGCCACUUCCCUCCCAGCCCUGGUGAGCUCCAAGUUGAUGGGGGAGAGGGGAGAGUGGAAGAAAGCCCUUGGUACAGUCUCCUCUCCCCUCCUCUCUUCCCACCAACUCCUCACUACUCCCCACCAACCAAGAAGCCUCCAGAAGGAAAGGAGGAAGAAACGUGUUCUUAGGGGAUUUCACUAGGUUUUAAUGAUGUUUCUCCUUCUCUCUUUUCCCUAUCACAGCUGACCCUACACACACCUGUCCCCUCAGUUGUGAAAUCCCCUGGACAGUGGGCAGGGGUGGCAUAAGGCAGCAGCGGCCACUGCCCUCAUCCCUUUCUUCUCUAACUCCCUGUCCUCUUCCUCCCAGGGAUUUGUGAACCUUUUCCCUAAACAGUCCUUGCUCUCCUCCUUCCAGUCCUCUCCCUUAUGGUCUGCUGCCCCUUCCUGGGGAGUUGGUGCUUUAUAUUUUUUUUGUUUUUGUUUUUGUUUUUUUUUUCCCCAGGGGGAGGGAGGAGAAAAAGGAGGGGAAUCAAAGAUUCUGUCCCAGAGAGAGGGAUAAGGUGAGAUGUGAGGUGGGGCAGAAACAGGGAAGGUCAGAGGUAUCUUCAGUAGAGUAGGGUUGGAUUUAGGCCCUAAACAGCCUACUUGAUGCUCUGUCGGGGGGGAAAAAGAAAAAAAGAAAAGUCAAGGGGAGCAAAAGAAGGAGCCACUUGGGUCAGAGGCAAAACAAGAGAUGGAAUCUUAAAGGGCCAGGGCAAAGAAGGGGAACCAGGGACUAGAGGUGCUUCCUGGGGGUGGGGGAAUGGAGCCAGUGUCUCCCCCUUCCCUCUUUCACCCCAGCUCCAGCCCUGGUCUUUUCUUCCUCUUCUCCACAACAGAAGCUGUGGCCCUGGCCAUACCAUCGUGUUCCUGUGUCCCUUGCAUGUUCUCCCACUCCUCUCCAUUCCCUCCUUUUGCGCGGACCCCAUUACAAUAAAUUUUAAAUAAAAAUCUG